Messenger RNA from Nanorana parkeri, 2711 nucleotides. Its product is annotated as oxysterol-binding protein 2-like. The transcript has 15 exons. Gene Ontology annotation, molecular function: cholesterol binding. The record is from RefSeq and is a predicted model, not a curated record. Lineage: Eukaryota; Metazoa; Chordata; Amphibia; Anura; Dicroglossidae. Gene Ontology annotation, cellular component: cytosol; membrane; intracellular membrane-bounded organelle. Bases 66 to 2363 code for a protein of 765 amino acids.
GUGUGUUUGCUCUGCGCUGUCUCUACUACCCGUAGAUCAUCCCGGAGGGCCCUGGGCUCAGAGACAUGAGUAAUUCAGGAUCAGCCCUCCAGGGCACACCCGCCGCCCCCGACACCUAUAAAGGCUGGCUCUUCAAAUGGACGAACUACCUGAAGGGCUAUCAGAGGCGCUGGUUCGUGCUGAGCAAUGGUCUGCUGUCCUACUACAGGACGCAGGCUGAGAUGGCCCACACCUGCCGGGGAACCAUUAAUCUGUCUACAGCUCACAUUGACACAGAAGACUCCUGUAACAUUGUCCUUUCCAAUGGUGGGCGGACAUACCAUCUCAAGGCAAGCUGUGAAGUGGAAAGGCAGAGAUGGGUCACUGCUUUGGAGUUGGCCAAAGCCAAGGCUAUCCGCAUGAUGAACAACCAGUCAGAUGACUCUGGGGAUGAGGAACCAAGCUCACAGUCUGACAAGAGUGAGUUGCAUAGCUCCCUAAAAGCUCUGACCAGUAAGCUGGAUGACCUCAGCACAUGCAAUGACCUCAUCGCUAAGCAUGGAGCCGCCCUCCAGCGCUCCUUGAGUGAGCUGGAGAACCUUAAACUACCAGCAGAGAGCAGCGAGAAGAUCAAAUCCGUGAAUGAAAGGGCCACUCUCUUCAGGAUCACUUCCAAUGCAAUGAUCAAUGCAUGUCGGGACUUUUUGGAGUUAGCGGAAACCCACAGUCGCAAAUGGCACCGUGCUUUACAGUAUGAACGUGAGCAAAGAGCACGCCUGGAAGAGACUAUUGAGCAGCUAGCAAAGCAACACAACAGCUUGGAACAAGCCUGCCGAGGAGCACCAAGCCUGUCCUCCAAUACUACAGGAACCCCCAGCUCUGUAAAAGGGAAUGUCCAGUCUGUAAAAGGGGAAGCCAGUGAUGAAGAUGAGGAGACAGAGUACUAUGAUGCCAUGGAGGACACACCAGCCUUUAUCACAGUAACAACUGACCCCAAACAGCACAGGCGUUCUGGAAGCAAUCUCAGCAGUGCUAGUGGAGGCCACCCAGAAGACUGGCACCUAGAAGACAAUGUAUUUCACAGCUCACACGAAGGAAGUUAUUAUGACUCUAAACGCAAAGAUGUCUUACCUAAGAAGAGGAGGCGGACUCGAGUUCCUGAUAAACCAAACUACAGCCUUAAUCUCUGGAGUAUAAUGAAGAACUGCAUUGGCAAAGAGCUGUCUAAAAUCCCCAUGCCUGUGAAUUUCAAUGAGCCUCUGUCCAUGCUGCAGAGGUUAACUGAAGAUAUGGAGUACCAUGAGCUCUUGGACAAGGCAGCAAAAUGCGAGAACUCUGUAGAACAGAUGUGCUUUGUUGCAGCCUUUUCUGUGUCUUCCUAUUCCACCACAGUCCAUCGGACAGCAAAACCAUUUAACCCUUUGCUAGGAGAAACCUUUGAGCUGGACCGACUAGAAGAUUUAGGAUUCCGUUCUAUUUGUGAGCAGGUCAGUCACCACCCGCCAGCAGCUGCACAUCAUGUUUACUCCAAGAAUGGCUGGAGUCUAUGGCAAGAAAUUACAAUUGCCAGUAAAUUCAGGGGCAAAUAUCUCUCAAUUAUGCCACUAGGGGAUAUCCAUCUGGACUUUCCAUCCAGUGGGAACCACUACGUUUGGAAGAAAGUCACAUCAACUGUCCAUAACAUCAUUGUGGGCAAGCUCUGGAUAGAUCAGUCUGGAGAUAUUGAAAUUACAAACUAUAAAACCAAGGACAAAUGCCAAAUGAAAUUCACCCCAUACAGCUACUUCUCAAGGGACAUUGCAAGAAAGGUCACUGGGGUUGUGACUGAUGCAAACGGAAAAGCACAUUAUGUUCUAUCAGGAACGUGGGAUGAAAAGAUGGAAUGUGCAAAGAUUGUGCAAAGCAGUCAAGGCAAUGGUAGUGGAGAAGGCAAGCAGAAGACUGUGUACCAAACCCUUCCGCCAAAGCUACUGUGGAAGAAAUACCCUCUCCCUGAGAAUGCGGAGAAUAUGUACUUUUUCUCUGAACUUGCACUUACUCUUAAUGAGCCUGAUGACAGCACUGCCCCCACCGAUAGCCGACACAGGCCAGACCAAAGGCUAAUGGAGAAUGGCAAGUGGGAUGAGGCAAAUGUGGAAAAGCAGCGUCUGGAGGAGAAGCAGAGGGCCGUGCGAAGAAGGCGAGAGGCAGAAGCUGUAGAGGCUCUAGAAGAUGACAGCUCAUGUAGUACUGCACCUCAAUGUAAUGACUAUGAAGGAUAUCAGCCGCUGUGGUUUGAACGCAAGGUCGACUCUAACACUGGGGAUCUAAUGUGUGUUUACAAAGGAGGAUAUUGGGAGUGCAAAGAUAAACAAGACUGGUCUAACUGUCCUGAUAUUUUCUGACUAGGGUUAAAAGAAAGUUACAAAUCUCACCACCUCAAGCUGGGCACGCAGAGUGCCUCACAGACCAGGCCAUGGCAGCGCUCAAAGGCCGACUUCUUCCAAUGACAAAGCGUUGAGGUGAAAACCAAAACACAUGCCAAAACACAAAGCAUCUGAGCGGGAGGGUACAAAAUGGUGGUAGGGCAAUCAGGAAUCUGAGACAUAUUUUCUAACAAUAAAGAAUUUUGUUUUAUUACAUCAGAAUUUCUUUUUAUAGCAACUAAUAAUGGUUGGGAGACGAGAUUAUUUAUUUUAUUGCUGUUUAAUUUAACAUUUGCUAUAUACACAUACAUACAUGUAUAUACCUAU